UGGAAGGAAUACAGAAUUACAAAGUGAUUACAAAAAAAAAAUGUGUACAUGGAAUAACAAAGGCGUAAAAUGGAAAAACGAAAAAUAAAGCAUGAUUAUUGAUUAGUAGAAAAAGAGAAUUUUGGGGAGCAUUGAUGAAUCAUGAUGAUGUUGCUGUAGUCACUCAGUAGCUCUGAAAGAAAAGAAGUGUCAGUGAUAACUAACAAGCAAAACAGAACACCGAUUGAUUCCUAGAGAUCCACCAUGAAGAACGACAACAUCAACCGUGAACACAACAAAGACACUACAACUGGAAUUCUAGAUUCCCGAUUCAACCAGACCCUCAGAAAUGUUCAAGGGUUACUCAAGGGUCGUAGCAUGCCUGGUAAAAUAUUAUUGAGCCAGAGGGUUGAACCUCCAGAUAACUCAAACUUAGCCUCACCAACUUAUAUAAGGAACUCCUCAUUCGGUGAUACCGGCACGAGUAAUCGCACAACUGAGACCGUAGAGGAGGAAGUUCACAGUACAAGUAAACAAUUUCAUACUCCCAAUGAGAAUAAGUUAAAAGUAUCAGCGUCCAAUGUAGAGAGUGCAUCUGAAGAAGUCCGGAAAUCUUCCAUGGGUGCUAGAGCUACAGAUUCUGCUAGAGUUAUGAAGUUCACUAAGGUGCUUUCUGGGACGAUGGUUGUAUUAGAGAAAUUGCGAGAAUUAUCCUGGAGUGGUGUUCCAGAUUAUAUGCGUCCUACAGUGUGGAGACUUCUCUUGGGUUACGCACCACCUAACUCGGAUAGAAGGGAGGGGGUUUUGAGUAGGAAGCGCCUUGAGUAUCUUGACUGUGUUUCUCAGUAUUAUGAUAUUCCUGAUUCAGAACGCUCAGAUGAUGAGAUCAAUAUGCUUCGCCAGAUUGCUGUUGAUUGUCCAAGAACUGUACCUGAUGUGUCAUUCUUUCAACAACAGCAAGUUCAGAAAUCACUGGAGCGUAUUCUUUACACAUGGGCCAUUCGACAUCCUGCAAGUGGAUAUGUUCAGGGGAUAAAUGAUCUUGUUACGCCAUUUUUAGUUGUUUUCCUGUCAGAAUACUUAGAAGGGAGCAUAGAUAAUUGGUCGAUGUCUGAUUUAUCUUCAGAUAAAAUCUCUAAUGUAGAAGCUGACUGUUAUUGGUGCUUGUCAAAGUUGCUUGAUGGUAUGCAAGAUCAUUAUACCUUUGCUCAACCAGGAAUUCAAAGGCUUGUUUUUAAGUUCAAGGAAUUGGUGACAAGGAUAGACGAACCUGUUUCAAGCCAUAUGGAGGAGCAAGGACUGGAAUUUCUUCAAUUUGCUUUCCGCUGGUUCAACUGUCUUCUAAUCCGUGAGAUACCCUUCCAUCUUGUCACGCGUCUUUGGGACACGUAUCUAGCCGAAGGAGAUGCCUUACCAGACUUCCUUGUAUAUAUAUUUGCCAGUUUUCUUCUAACGUGGUCAGACAAGCUCCAGAAGCUUGAUUUCCAAGAGUUGGUAAUGUUCCUUCAACACCUUCCAACUAAGAACUGGAGUCACCAGGAGCUAGAGAUGGUACUUUCUCGUGCAUUUAUGUGGCACAGCUUGUUCAACAACUCCCCCAGCCAUUUAGCUAAAUGAGCAAGCAAUUGCGAUUUUCUGUAUUUAGUCACUAUUUUCUGGUUUUUCCCUCACUUCCCUUUGGACUUUUUCCCCUUAGUGUGAGAUGAACAAAUUUUUUUGACCAAUUUUUACUUGUAUUUUGCGCUGUAAUAUCUUGUAAAGGAGAGAUCAAAAUAAACAGGAGAGAGAGAGAGGCUUUUUUUUUAGUAGUUGUUUUUGUUGUAUUAAUUUUACAUAUAUUCUAGUAGUGUCAGAAAGUGAUGUUAUUUACUUUCAA
Messenger RNA from Cajanus cajan (pigeon pea), 1855 nucleotides. RefSeq lists its product as uncharacterized. NCBI's taxonomy places the organism in Eukaryota, Viridiplantae, Streptophyta, Magnoliopsida, Fabales, Fabaceae. Gene Ontology annotation, molecular function: GTPase activator activity. The record is from RefSeq and is a predicted model, not a curated record. Gene Ontology annotation, biological process: activation of GTPase activity.